Messenger RNA from Williopsis jadinii, 880 nucleotides. It is a transcript of the gene MRPL11, whose product is annotated as mitochondrial 54S ribosomal protein uL10m. Bases 61 to 783 code for a protein of 240 amino acids. Lineage: Eukaryota; Fungi; Ascomycota; Saccharomycetes; Phaffomycetales; Wickerhamomycetaceae. Gene Ontology annotation, molecular function: structural constituent of ribosome. Gene Ontology annotation, cellular component: mitochondrial large ribosomal subunit. The record is from RefSeq and is a predicted model, not a curated record. Gene Ontology annotation, biological process: translation. The transcript has a single exon.
GGAAAAGACAAAGGACUUUUCACAGCGUUAGGAAGAAACGACAGACGAAGUUAGAAGAGGAUGCUUAGUUUGAGGAACUUUAUCACCGGUUUAAGAUCCACCAGAUCUUAUGCUACUACAGCUACUGCAAAAGCUGCCACGUCUGCUUCAUCCGCUGGUGUAUCUCGACCUGUCGAGUACUUGAAGGACAAGGACUCUAGAAAGACCUACCUCAUCAACAGAUACAAGUAUAUUCUCUCCGAUGCUCAAAUCGUCCUUUUUGCACAUCACAACAACCUUCUGCAUAACGAAGUCAAUGCGUACAGAGACCAGAUUAGAUCAUUUGGCGGUGAUUUAACUGUUGUUAGAAACAACUUGUUGAAGGCAUACCUCAGAGCUGAAAAUGAAGCAGAGCCUGCCAGUGUGGAAGCUCAUGAAAAGACCAAGAGGGUAAAGCACCCAUUAUCACAGUUACUCGCUGGACCAACUGCCAUCAUCACAAUUAAGGAGAACAACCCUGCCAUUGUCAACAAGAUUGUCAAGUUCACCAACUCUACAAAUGAAAAGUUGUUUAUAGUUGGUGCAAGAAUUGAAAACAACGUAUUUGACGUUGCCAAAAUCAACCAGUUCAAGGAUCUUCCAACCUUGGAACAAUUGCAUGCACAACUGGCUGGAAUGCUCACGUUGCUCAGUGGUGCAGGCUUGGUCCAAGUACUUCAAAGUGCAUCUCAGCAUUUGUAUCUAACGUUAGAUUCUCACAAGAAGAACAUUGACCCUUCAGAGAAGAAAGACUCUCAAGAGUAGAGAAUGAGGGAAUGUUCCUUGUUGUAAAUAGCUCAAUAAAACCCCAUACUGUGUGUAUAUAUAUCACAAGGCAUACAUUUGUAGAGUCCUACGGUGA